GUGAAAUCUUGUUUUCAACUCUGCAGUGUCUUCGAUAUCGUACGGAUAGUAGACAUAUUUUUUCGGUUCAUUAGGAAAAAUUUUUGAUUAUUUUUAAGUUUAAUUAUCGUGUAGUGAAUUGAGGGAAGUGAUUGACUGGAUAUAUUGAGACGGCGCAAAGACACCGACAGCAAAAAUAAAAGCUCCGGCAGUCGGGCCAGCAGUCGUUGGUCCGCACUCGUCUCAACUGGAACCCUCCAAGUGUCCUGUUGAUAUUUUUAUCAACGAAAUCGGACAAGUGAUGGUUGGAAAUUUAUCGAAUGAAAUUAAUGACUUCGCCGACAACUACAUUUUCAAUACAUUGAAUCACAUUGAAGAUCUUAACAACUCACUCCUGAUAAAAGCCUUGGAGUGUUUUGAAACUAAAAAUUCUUAUCAGCUUGAUAGAGGGGUGAGUGAGAGCGUAUGCGAAGUUGAUUGGGACUCUUUGCUUUGCUGGCCUGCCUCACCCCCAGGGACUCUGGUGAAACAAUCGUGUUUUGAGGAAUUGCACGGAGUUCCGUAUGACAGCUCACAGAAUGCAAGCAGAUGGUGUUGGCUAAAUGGAACUUGGGACGAGUACACAAACUACUCGCAAUGUCAGGAGUUAAAAAUCAACAUAAUCGAGUCUGGGGUCGAGAUAACAACAACCCUGUACUUUGUUGGUUACACACUGUCACUGUCAACCCUCAUUGUAGCUGUGGCAAUAUUUUUAUACUUCAAAGAGCUGAAAUGUUUAAGGAAUAACAUUCAUACGAAUCUCAUGUUUACGUACAUGCUCACUGAUCUCAUGUGGAUAUUGGCGACUGGUAUGCAGGCCUCGAUGCAAACGGACAUGUCCACCUGUGUUGUAUUAUUCGCGCUACUUCAUUAUUUUCAUUUAACAAGUUUCUUCUGGAUGUUUUUAGAGGGACUUUAUCUGUACCUGUUGGUCGUGAAGACCUUCAGUGGUGACAACAUAAAGCUGAGAAUGUGCCUUUUCAUAGGAUGGGGGGCUCCAUCAUUGGUGGUUAUAGUAUGGGGAAUAGCUAAAUCAUUGACAACUACUGUGGAUCAAAGUUUUCAGAACGUCGCUCUGUACAAACACUGUCCCUGGAUGGUGAACAAUGCCUACGAUUUACUGUACCAGGUGCCUGCUAUCACUGUCUUAGUCAUCAACGUUGGUUUUCUCUUCAUGAUUAUGUGGGUAUUGAUCACCAAAUUGAGAUCAACAACAUCAGCAGAGACACAGCAGUAUCGCAAGGCAACCAAAGCACUUCUUGUUCUGAUACCAUUAUUGGGGAUAACCUACGUGCUAGUUCUGACUGGACCCACUGAGGGACCAAUGGCGGAUUUAUUUGCCUAUGUCCGAGCAGCACUCCUGUCUUCCCAAGGCCUCUCAGUAGCACUAUUCUACUGUUUCCUAAACUCAGAAGUCCAAAAUACCGUCAGCCAUCAUUUGUCCCGUUGGAAAACCGCCCGGAGUAUUGGUACAAAUCGAAAAUAUAAAAACUGGUCGCCUCGUUCUCGAACCGAGAGUUUAAGUUUAUCGGCCAAAUUUCCAGGCUCUCACAACAAACAAACCCACAUGGCAAAAGGGAAUCCACUGUGAGUGCAACAACGACAGCGACUCUACUAGGUGUCAAACCAACACCAGCUAUUUGAGAUAGAACGAGGCUUAUUUCCAAGACUUAAUGAAUUAAUGAAUAAAUGAACUUCUGAGGACGAUUCAAUUAAACAGGGAAAUUUUUUUAAUGAGUAAUUCGGGCCUCGUGGAAUAUUUACAGGACAAAAAUUGAAUUUUCUCAUGUCCUUUUCAUCAAUUUUACUCAAUAUUUGAAAAUUGUUAUUUUUAAUGUAUUUAUGGUUAAUAAUUUUUUUGCUAGAAUCUUCAUCUUGCUUAGAGGCAAUUACUUAAUCCAUUAAUUUAUCAGGCUACUAAUAAAGCCAUUAAUAAACUAUUUAAUUAAUAAAAUAGUUCACAUGAGUAUAUGCAUUAAUCGAAUGGCCAACCAACUGCUUCACCAAUUAAUUAAUAAAUUAAUUGCUUGGAUGAUAAAUUAUCGAUAUGAUGUCAUAAAUAAAUGAAUGAAUUUCUAGCGGGUAGACCGUCAAUUAAAACAGUCAAUUAAAAAAUUUCUGUUUUUAUCUUUUAAUAGAGAAUGUGACCACUAAAAUAUUAUCAUUCAAUUUAAUUAAAUAUCAUGGUUUUUAAGAUUUUAAUGUCGAAGUGGUUGAGUAAUUAACUAUGAUAUUAUUCAUAUAAAAGUGUAAUUAAAUAAAUAGGUGCUGUAAUCAAUGUGACAUGUAUAGCGCCACUUUAUCAUUGCACCUGACGUGCAAAUGUUGGCGGAAUAAAUAGACAAGAUAAGGAAAGAGGAAAAUUUGCAGAAAAAAUAUUUCUCGGGGAAGACAAAUUCAAAAUCUCGGAUAUAAAUAUUUUUUGUUGCUAAUAAAUUAAGGGUGAGUUCUCAGUGGCCUCCGGCAAUAAAAUAGUCAAUUUUUGGAGAAUUCCUCACUCCAAAGCGGUAUUUCUUUUUGUAUUUUCAAAUUUCCUGUCGCUCUAUAUAAUUUUUAACAGCAGAAAAAUCAUACGAUUGGAACGCGCUAAUUCGAUAGAAAAAAAGUAAAAAUUACGUUCAAGAAAAACAAACGUAAAAAUUAUAGUUUUUAAUUAAUCAAACAAUUACGUCCAUAACUCAUUCAUCUGUAUUUCAAUGACAAAAAAAAAGAAUGUUUCAAUUGUUUACAUGUUAAAUAAUCAAUCAAAUCUACACAUUUACACAUUUUCAAUCAAACGAACAUACAAACUUGAUUUUUUCUUCUUAUUCUUCCACGUUGCACCCCCUUCAAUCACGUAUAAAUAUAGUUAAUGAUUUGCUGACGUUAAUCUCGACACAUCGUCGUGGUUUUGGUACCUGGGUUUGCCGUGGGUGAAUGGUAAAUAUCUGUACUUAAUCAUAUGCUGAAAAUAAAAUAAAAUGCAUUAUUCGUUGACAACGAGAA
Messenger RNA from Diachasmimorpha longicaudata, 3003 nucleotides. RefSeq names its product diuretic hormone receptor (gene Dh44-R1). Bases 281 to 1609 code for a protein of 442 amino acids. Gene Ontology annotation, molecular function: peptide hormone binding; diuretic hormone receptor activity; G protein-coupled peptide receptor activity. The transcript is spliced from 10 exons. Gene Ontology annotation, biological process: cell surface receptor signaling pathway; adenylate cyclase-modulating G protein-coupled receptor signaling pathway. NCBI's taxonomy places the organism in Eukaryota, Metazoa, Arthropoda, Insecta, Hymenoptera, Braconidae. Gene Ontology annotation, cellular component: plasma membrane. The record is from RefSeq and is a predicted model, not a curated record.